AUGAGAUCGCCCAAGACCAAACCAAAGGCACUGGCCAUAUCUCCCAGCAACUCGUCAAUAGGUGACUCGGAUAGCGAACUUGCCAAAAAGUCAAGAUCCUCAUCACUAAUGGCCUUUCAUCGAGUCACGCUGAGGUUUCACAUGAUGCCUCGGUAUUUGCAAAUAGUUCUGGCGACGGGGUCCUUUCUCAUUGGGUAUUUUCUCAUUUUUUCCACGUUACCAAUAUCACCUUUGACAGAACAAGAACCAGAUAAAUUGCCAGAAAAGUUUCGACAUAGGCCGCAUUUUACCGACAAACCAAGAAUUUUGAGUUUGCAACAGACAUCGGAAGAAGAUCGGGUACUCUCCAAUGUAAUGGACGCAUCAUCAUUGGCGCUUCCUGAAGAAGGACACCGACAGUUGGUGGAUCGAUACAAUCCAUUGCCAAGACAAAAUAAAUUACUGAAAGGUCCCGACUCGAUGGACAAGGGAGAUUGCCAGCCAAUGUACGAUUGGCAACGAGGCCACGAUCCAACGUGCAAUAUUAUUCACGAGGCUACCUAUGGUUGGGAUCAUUUGCUGGGGGACAACCAAGCCGAAACAUUGAACGAGUUGGAUUCCAAUGACAUUGCAUGGGACUCGAUAGAACAAACCAGACUGGUUGCUGCGGGAGCCUUUCGUCAAGUAUUCAAGAUAUUUGAUUGGGAUGGGAAAACGAAACGAGCCUUGAAAACACUCCGGGUAGAUUCGAAACGAAAAGACUUUGAUCUGAGAAGUUUUGAUCGACACCGACGCGACGCCAUUUCCUUUGAGCAGCUGACAUCCUCACCGCUGAUUGUGGACAUGUAUGCCUUUUGUACCAACUCGGCAGUCUUUGACUGGGGUGACCAAGGAACGCUAGAAGAUAUAUAUCAACGAGAUCCUGAUAUUUCCAAGGAUGACCUGUUGGAAAUUGCCUACAAUGUGUCUCUUAGCGUUGCCCACGCUCACAACUUUGACGAUCAAGGCAGAGCAACUCUCGCCCAUACGGAUAUCAAGCCAGAUCAAUUCUUGGUGCAGGAUGGAUACUACAAAUUAACUGAUUUCAAUAGAGUGCGAUUUCUGCUGUGGAACAAGAGACGGAACAUACCUUGCGGAUUCACUGUCGGCAAGAAUGGUGGAAUCUGGAGAUCACCGGAAGAAUAUGCCUAUGAAGAAGAGUCAGAAAAGGUGGACGUGUACUCCCUAGGCAAUGUGCUAUACUUUAUGCUAACGCGAGAAUAUCCCUGGAAUGACUAUCCAUCCAAAGAAGUCUAUGAGAAGGUCAAGAAGGGAAAGCGGCCAAAAAUAUCAGAUGAAAUUCUUGCGAGUACUCAUCCAUUCGACGAGUACAUGAUCAAGGCUAUUGAAAUGUGUUAUACUCAAGACCAAUUCAAACGCCCCGGAGCAGCCGAAGUUGCUGCAAAAUUACAAGAAGGAAUAGAUAAACUAAAACAGGGAUAG
Cylindrotheca closterium is the source of this 1461-nucleotide messenger RNA. The record is from the annotation of a GenBank genome assembly. NCBI's taxonomy places the organism in Eukaryota, Bacillariophyta, Bacillariophyceae, Bacillariales, Bacillariaceae.